UGGGCUGCCAGAUCCUUGUGAGCAUAUAAACAGUGCGUGCUGGCGAGCAUCAUGCUCUAUGGAGAGUAGAGAGAGAAGAGCCUGGCGGCAAAGCAUGUUGAGAGGUGUAGUUCUUACACCUCUGUGCUUUGCAACAGCAACCGGAGCAGCUAGCCAGGAUCAUGUUGAGUGUAGAAUGGAUCCAUGUGGCAGAAAUGUGCUUCUACCUGGAUGAUGGAUUUUGGAGUUUCAGGGCACCCCAAUGACUGUUUCCCUUACAGUUGUACUCCCGUCGUGGCUGCCCUACUUGCAUAUCUUACGUAGUCUCGGAAUGAACAAGAUGAAGGAGCUCAUUCUUUCUACUGGAAAAAUAAGCAGAUGCCUGAUAUCAGUGGAGUGAUCACAACUUUGGGAUUUAAAGGAACUGGCUUCAGCAGAAAGAAGGGCAAAGGAGAAUAUCCUGGGGUGGAUCAGCUAUGGCUGAUUAUUGCUGUGGCAUCUGUAAUGCCUGGGAGGUUGAUGGGGAAAUGAGGUAACCAGUGAGGCAGGGUAAUGUUACAUUUUGCAACUCUAUCGUUAAUAAUUUUGUAUUAAUGGAUUUUGUAUGGAUUUUUAAUGCAUCUGGAGAAAGGUUUUAGAUCAUAACCGAAAUGUUGAUGUAAAAAUAUACCAACGUUUCAGCUCCUACUUUUUUGGUUCUGGUGACCCAGCUCUAAGGCAGGGCAGCUUGUCUUCCUAAAACAUUAUUUUAUAGGUGAAAAUGAUGUAGAAGAAGAUGACGAUGAUUCUUUAGUUGUACCAGCAGACUCUAGCUUUUCUGAUGUCGUAACUGAAGAGAAUGAGUUGGACUCUGAGUCAGAAAUCAUGCUAAAAAUGGGUCUCCCUUUGCAGUUUGGUGGCUCAUCAUAUGAGAGGAAUUAUGUGCCAGUGGAUUCUUGUGGAAAUGUACAUAAAGUAUGGAAGAAGAGAGAGACCAAAUGCAAGAGACCUUUAGCUGAAAGUAUCCAAGAAGCAAUAGAAGAACUAGCUCAAAACGCCAGCCAUCCUUGUGAAGAGGACUUUCCUGCAUAUCCUGAGAAAGCUGACCUAAAAGGUGGCUGUAAUAUUAAUCAUAAGGAUAAUGCAACUGAAUCAUCUACUCUAAAUAUACCUUCCACAGAGCCUAAUUUAAAAGACAAAUUGGAAGAGUAUUGGAAUCAGUAUGGCCAAGGGUUAUUAUGGCAGCACUGGAUUAAAAAUCAUCCAGAGCUAUCCCUGUCAGGAAAGCAUUGUAGCCUUGAACCCUGGAGCUCUGCUGAUACCAAGGAUAAAUGGAAUACGUGUUAUAAUGAAUGUUACUGGAGCUAUUUUGAGAAGUUUCAGUACUGGUCUGAUCAAGGGUGGAUGUUUGAUACACCCAAUAUGUCUAAAAUCAGUGAGGCACAAACUCAGAUUGCAGAUGAAAACAAUGCCAUGAUGUCUGCUGGAGACAGUGAUUGCCUUCAGGAAGACCAUUGCAAAACUCUUGUAAAAUCUAUAGGCAACAUUAAUCUUGAUCCAGAGGAAAUUGAUCAAGUUCAUCCUUCCCGAAGUGUUAUUAAUGAGGCUAAUCUGCUGCAAACCCCAGACAGCUUUGGAAAGCAUUGUCCUACUGAUCCUAACCAGAAUGAGCCUAGUGAUGGAACGGGGGAAAAUUUUGCAGCAUCUGGACAUACAGAUACAAGCCAGCCAGUGUCAACAAGAGCAUCUUCAAGCUCAUAUUGGCGGAUCAGUCCCUCAGCCAUCAUGAAGGACAGGGAUGAAGAUGAUGAACCGCCAGAGUGCAAACAAGCUAAAAUCAAGAGAAGUCAUGAACUUGAUGCAGAAGAAAACCCAUGCGACGAUGUUCUGGUAGCAGCUUCCACCAUCUUGGGACUAAAAUAUGGCACAGGGCAAAAAUAUGGUGGAGUUGCCAACUUUACCCGCCGAACUCUGCGUUAUCUGGAAAAAGGAGUCAAGUAUAGGUCCCAGUUCCUGGAUAUGCACAGGCCAGUGAAGGCUAAGAAUAAGCACAUUUUUUUCACUGACGAAGGCAAUGCAGUGCCCAAAAGCAAAACUCUGAACAAGGUGCAGACUUUCCUUAAAGAAGUGAGUAAAGAUAUCCAGCACCCUUUGGCUGAAACAUACACCAUACAAGAGGUGGAAGACUCCUUCAGCAGCACUGAUUCUGAAGAACAAAAUCAUGAAGUUCAAGAGUCUUCUUCCCAUCAGGAAAGCCAAAGUCCAGACUCUGUGGCAAACAGUGCGGCACCUUCAAACCCCAUCUGGUGUUCAACAGAUGAAUAUACAGAGCUAGAUUUAUGUAACAAUAUUGAUUUGAAUCCCUCAAGACCGCUAAUUCCCUUGGACAUUCCAGACUAUUUACAAAAUGAUACUGAAGUUACCAAAAAUGACGAUGACAAAGUAAAAAAGAAAAAAAAGAUUAAAAGGAAAACAAAAUGCCUGCCCCCUGAGAUCGCUGCAGUACCUCACCUGGCCAAGUACUGGGCUCAGCGUUACAGACUAUUCUCUCGAUUUGAUGAAGGGAUUAAAUUAGAUGAAGAAGGCUGGUUUUCAGUGACGCCAGAGAAAAUUGCAGAGCACAUUGCUAGCCGGGUCAGGCAGUCGUGUGACUGUGGUGUGGUUGUAGAUGCCUUCUGUGGAGUUGGAGGGAAUGCCAUACAGUUUGCAAAGGCAGGGAACAGAGUGAUUGCUGUGGAUAUUGACCCUGUGAAGCUUGACUUUGCUCGCAACAAUGCCGAAGUGUAUGGAGUGACGGACCGGAUAGAAUUCAUCCGUGGUGAUUUCAUGCUCUUGGCUCCAGACUUGAAGGCAGAUGCCAUAUUCCUCAGCCCGCCGUGGGGUGGCCCGGAUUAUGUCAGCGCAGAGACUUUUGACAUCGGAACAAUGUGCCUUGAUGGAUUUGAAGUUUUCAGGCUGUCCAAGCAGAUAACCAAGAAUAUCAUCUAUUUUCUCCCACGGAAUACUGAUGUGGAGCAGGUGGUAUCUUUGGCCGGACCCGGAGGGCAAGUUGAAAUAGAGCAGAAUUUCUUGAACAAGAAACUGAAGACCAUGACCGUUUACUUUGGAGAUCUUAUCAGAAAAGCAUAGGAAUUAAAAUAUAUGUAAAAUGUUUUAAAACAAAAAAAGCGCAUAUUUGUUAAAAUAUUACAUUUCUUGAUACAUAGAAUUUUGUAUCGUUGCUUUCAUUGUUUAUAACUUAUUUCAUUUUGUAUGAGUUCUUGUUGUCAUUUAGACAAGCUCUAGUUUGUUUACCUUCAGUUUCUGUUCUAGUGCUUUGCAUGUACUUUAAUGAUGUGAACCAACCUACUGGCUGUUUUUAAACUGUGGACCAUUCAGCAUCUUCAGCCAAAAUGCUGGGUAUUGUUUAACAACAGCUAGAAAGUUUUAUAUGUCUAAUGUUUUAGUGCAUAAAGGAUAUUGAUUACAGAUGUUUAAAUAAAUUUAUAUUUUGUAUUAAAUGUA
Messenger RNA from Xenopus laevis (African clawed frog), 3462 nucleotides. RefSeq names its product trimethylguanosine synthase 1 S homeolog (gene tgs1.S). The record is from RefSeq and is a predicted model, not a curated record. Gene Ontology annotation, cellular component: Cajal body; cytoplasm; nucleus. Gene Ontology annotation, biological process: 7-methylguanosine cap hypermethylation. The transcript has 14 exons. Gene Ontology annotation, molecular function: methyltransferase activity; RNA cap trimethylguanosine synthase activity. Lineage: Eukaryota; Metazoa; Chordata; Amphibia; Anura; Pipidae. Bases 844 to 3087 code for a protein of 747 amino acids.